GUGUAAACAAGUAACCUCAGCUAAUAGGGAAGGCCUAUUAAAGCUGGAGUUGAUAGUCAGGGAAAACUGCCCCUUUAAAAUACACAAACCAGGCUCAAAUAGAUACAUCUUUUAAAUCUAUUCUUGUAAAGUCAUUGUUCAUUUAUUUGUAAAGGUUAUGGCACAUAUCUAAAAUGUUUGUUUCUUUAAAGUUGAAAGAAAAUCACAUAAAAAUGCAGCCUGCUCACGCGCUACAAGAGGCACUCGUCUCGUGCACUGUACUCGCUGUGACCUGAUGAGCAAACUAAAGAUAUCUGCAAAAAAGGGAAUUUGUUGGUGUGUUUGUACGGGCACAGAAACACACAUCUGCGAGAUUCAUUAUUCCACAAGUGGAGGCUACAGAUGGAAAAUAUGAUUCAGGACGAUGAUGAUGCCUCUCUUUGACUCAGCAGGGAGACAACCGAACAGAGAAAAAGAGAGAGGAAGAAAAAGGGGAGGAGGAAAGAGAGAGAAAGAAAGGACAUAGAGGAUGAUCCUGUUGGAAGAAGUUUUAACAUCCCACUGUUUCACUUAUUUUUACUUCAAAAUCUGCAGAAAUCAAGACAAACACGUCUUAAAAUAUACCCAUAUUGAUCCUCUCAUUUUCAUCAGGGAUUAACGGGGGUGCCAGUUUUCUCGCUCCAAAUAUUUUGGGAAAUUCAGGCAGCCAAUAUGAGUGUGUAUGUUAAUGUGUUUCUAUGUGUGUGUGCAUGAUUUUUGUGUGUCUUUCAGCUUGGUGAGUGACAAGUAUAAACGAUGUGUCUGGGGAACCUGCAUCGAGACGUCAACACAGACACACACACGCGCACACACACACACAGUUCCACAUUUCCUUCCAUCCAGCUGGGUUUCUUGCUGGGAGAUAUGCAGCCCAGCUCAUCGCCAGACAGACGGGUAAUAUAUGGCCCCCGCUCCUGCGUUACACACACACUCACACACACACACACACACACACAGGGACACACACUCUCAAACAAAUACAUAACCACAUUAGGACUUUCUGCAGAGCUGUAUGCAACUUCUUCCCUCACAUUUCACUCUCACAAUCUUCGUUUUUCUUUUGGAUGCUUCCAAAAUAAAUAACUUGAAAGCUGCACCGGACUUCAAGGUGAGAAGGAAACAAGGAGACAAGGAAAUAAGGGAAGAGAAAAAGGCGACAGACAUUCCAUCACAGCCCCCGUGGAGGUGCUGCACGGAAGAGCCAACCAGCCGUGAUUUCUAAUUGCAGAGAAAGGCAGAGCAGCAAGAAGCACGCAGGAAUGAGUCCGCUGAGAGGUUUCCCCCUGGUUCUGAUAUUGCUACAAGCAGCAGCUGUUUGUGCAGGUGUGGGUGGUGCAAAGGUGGACAAUGUGUCGUCACAAAUGUGUCGUCAUCCAUGUGACGAGCUGGUGGGCUUGCUAACAGAGAUCCACGGCCUGAGGAUUGUGACUGGGAACCUGCUGGAGGAUUUGGACAGAGUUUUAAAAGAAAAUGAAGACAUGCGUCUCUAUUUGGCUGAGCUGAGCAGCAACAACACCAGCUGGAGCAGCAGCAAUGGCAGCCUGAGCGACAGACACAGAGGUAGCGGCCGUGAUGAUUGGCAUAGGGAUGGCCGUGACGAUGGCCAUGGUGAUGGCCAUGGUGAUGGCCAUGGUGAUGGCCAUGGAGGAGAGGAUGGUGAUUUUAAUGACCCAGACAUGGACAGAAACGGGGAGGUGUGGUGUGUUCAGGAUGGGCGAGUGUACGAUCAGGGGGAGGACUGGGAGGAGGACAGCUGCACCUCCUGCACAUGCAAGAAUGGAAAGGCGGUGUGUAAGCUGAUGUCUUGCCCUCCUGUUUCCUGCCUCAAUCCCUUGUUUAUUGAUGGAGAGUGUUGCCCUGUGUGUCCCGAUAAUGACACUGGUUGGUCUCCGUGGUCUGAAUGGACAUACUGCUCUGCCACCUGUGGACGUGGAGGUACGCAAAGGGGUCGAUCCUGCAAUGGCAUCAUGCCGUCCUGCUCUGGCCCAUCGGUUCAAACGCGCAGCUGCAUGCUGGCAAAGUGCGACCGCAAGGGUCGUGCUGACGGAAACUGGGGCCUUUGGUCCCCUUGGUCUGCAUGCACGACUACAUGUGGAGACGGUAACAACACACGUGUUCGUCUCUGCAACAACCCCCCACCGCAUAAGGGGGGCAGAGGGUGCACCGGCAGUGCCAGGGAGAUGCAGUCCUGCAACAAUACCCUCUGUCCGGUUGCUGGAGGUUGGACCAGUUGGACUGGAUGGUCACAGUGCUCAGCAUCAUGUGGUGGAGGCCUUCUAAGUCGGGAAAGGGAGUGUAUGAAUCCUGCCCCACAGAACGGAGGGAAGCAUUGUGCUGGAGAUGCUACAGACUAUGACUCAUGUAACAAACAACCUUGUCCUAUAGACGUUUGUUUACAGUCAAACCCAUGUUUUCCGGGGGUGAAUUGUACUUCACAUAGCGAUGGAUCGUGGGAAUGUGGGCGCUGUCCCCUGGGUCUGAAAGGAAAUGGCACCCACUGUGACGAUGAGAACGAGUGUGAAGUGGAGGGUGUAUGUGUAACACAGUGUGUAAACACAGACCCCGGGUUCUACUGUCUGCCCUGCCCUCCUCGCUAUAAAGGCACCCAACCAUACGGCCUCGGACUACAGGAGGCCCAGAAAAUCAAACAGUUGUGUGAACCAUAUAAUCCCUGCAAAGACAACACACACACCUGCCACAAGUAUGCUAAUUGUGUGUACCUGGGCCUGGCAUCUGAGGUUUUGUACAAGUGUGUGUGCGCUGUUGGGUUUGCAGGCGACGGCUCCUUGUGUGGUGAAGACUCAGAUCUGGACGGUUGGCCCAACAAGAAAUUAACCUGCAAACAGAAUGCAACCUAUCACUGUGAGAAGGAUAAUUGCCCUAUGCUACCAAACUCAGGACAGGAAGAUCUGGACCGGGACGGACAGGGAGACACCUGUGAUCCUGAUGAUGACAAUGAUGACAGACCAGAUGAGAGAGACAACUGCCCGCUGGUAUACAACCCUCGGCAGUUUGACUCUGACAGAGACGGGGUUGGAGACCGCUGUGAUAACUGCCCGUUUGAAAGCAACCCGCUGCAGACAGACACUGAUGAAAAUGGAGAGGGAGAUGCCUGCAGCAUCGACAUCGAUGGAGACGAUGUUCUGAAUGACCGUGACAACUGUCCAUAUGUUUACAACACGGACCAGAGGGACACAGACCUGGAUGGCGUUGGAGAUCAGUGUGACAACUGUCCCCUUCUACACAACCCACUGCAGCGUGACUCAGACAACGACCUGGUGGGCGACAUGUGUGACAACAACGAGGACAUCGAUGAGGAUGGACACCAGAACUCUCUAGACAACUGUCCCUACAUUCCCAACAGCAACCAGGCCGACCAUGAUAAUGAUGGGAAAGGAGACGUCUGUGACCAUGACGAUGAUAAUGAUGGUAUACCAGAUGACCGGGACAACUGUAGACUGGUGCCCAACAAGGACCAGCUGGACUCUGAUGGUGAUGGCAGUGGAGAUGCAUGCUUUGACGACUUUGACAAUGACAGUAUUCCAGAUGCGCUGGAUCCCUGUCCGCUCAACCAGGAUAUCGGCUCUACAGACUUCAGGAAGUAUCAAGUAGUCUUGUUGGACCCUAAAGGCACCACGCAGUCGGAUCCUCUUUGGGUGAUCCGCAGCCAAGGCACUGAGCUGCUGCAGGCGGCCAACUCUGACCCCGGCAUUGCUUUAGGAUAUGACAAGUUCAGCGCGGUAGACUUCAGUGUGACAUUUUAUGUCAAUACAAACCGAGAUGACGACUACGCAGGCAUCGUGUUUGCCUACCAGUCCAGUCGACGCUUCUAUGUUGUCAUGUGGAAACAGGUGUCUCAGGCUUACUGGGAGACAAAGCCGUCCAAAGCUUUCGGCACAGCUGGAGUCUCCAUCAAACUGGUGAACUCCACCACGGGACCAGGGGAGUACCUCCGCAAUGCUCUGUGGCACACCGGAAAUACCAGACACCAGGUCAGAACUUUGUGGCAUGACCCCAAUAAAAUUGGCUGGAAGGACUACACAGCUUACCGGAUGCACCUCAUCCACAGACCAAAGACUGGGUUCAUCAGGGUGGUGGUGUAUGAAGGCAGGAACAUUUUAUCCGACUCGGGGGCGGUGUAUGAUCACACCCUGGCAGGAGGCAGACUGGGACUGUUUGUCUUCUCUCAGGAACACGUCCUCUUCUCAGACCUCAGAUAUGAGUGCAGAGAUAACUGAAGAACCCACCAGAGAGCCACAUACAUUUAAGAACAUUUCAGCUCAGCUAAGAGAGAGAGAGAAAGAAAACUACGCACCAGACCCAGGCCUUUAUUUUACCACAAUAAUCCAUUUCAUCCUUCAGCUAUCAGCUUUUUUUUAUACCACAGCAUUAACUUCAGGCUGCUAUCUCAUCCCCUGUAUAUUACUGUAAGACUCAGAAGUAACUGUAUUCUAGUGACAGUUACCUCUUUAUACUUUCAUUUGCUUUACUUUGAAUGGUUGUAAAUAUUUAUUUAUUGAUGCCAGAUGCCAGAUGUGAAAGGAUGAAAGAGGAGGAUGUACUGCUGAUGGAGUAAGUAGAGCAUUGUGCAGAUGUCUGGUGGUAACUUAUCAAUAAAAUACUUGUUUUUCA
This is a messenger RNA of Notolabrus celidotus (New Zealand spotty), 4650 nucleotides long. Its product is annotated as thrombospondin-2-like. NCBI's taxonomy places the organism in Eukaryota, Metazoa, Chordata, Actinopteri, Labriformes, Labridae. Gene Ontology annotation, biological process: negative regulation of angiogenesis; cell adhesion. Gene Ontology annotation, cellular component: extracellular region. The record is from RefSeq and is a predicted model, not a curated record. The transcript is spliced from 22 exons. The coding region runs from base 1278 to 4256 and encodes 992 amino acids. Gene Ontology annotation, molecular function: calcium ion binding; protein binding.